AGGAGGGUUCGAGCAAGUACACAACUCCACGAGCCAAGCUCAAAUUCAAAAAUGGGCUAUUGUGCCUAAGUUUUUCAGAUUCAGACCAGUUCCUAUCGCGUUGAGGCCUGAAGUUGAGCUAAGUUGGAAGAAAUGGUACGGAAUGGUACCAUAA
This is a messenger RNA of Haemonchus placei, 154 nucleotides long. Lineage: Eukaryota; Metazoa; Nematoda; Chromadorea; Rhabditida; Trichostrongylidae. The record is from the annotation of a GenBank genome assembly.